CUGAACGAGUCCACGGGAGGACAGAGCUCCACGAAUCCCGAGAAUCAUUGACACGGGGGGUGACUAUGUGCCUUAUAGAGCCAGGAUUCCCGCGGAGGUAGAGCGGCGUGAGAGGCAGCGCUAUGGAGAGAAAGGCUGAGGAGAAUGGGAAAGAGGAGGCGGGCUAGACAGUCUGGCGGACAGGUGCAGCGCGAGAGGAAACCAAACGUGGAGCCAUGGAUUCAAGAAAAGAAAACAAGGGACGAAAACAGCCCAUGAAGCCCAACAAGCGCAAGGAGAACAAGCAGAAAACAGGCGCGUUCAUCCGGAGGAAAUCUCUGCGCUCGCUGGGGCAUUUCAUGGGCAGGAUCCUUAAAAGUUUGGGCACUUUAGCGCACUUUGGAGAGCCGGCGCACACGCAGGAGACCGAGGAUGACGACGGGGGGUUCGGACAGAGCGGCACGGGGGGGUUUAAGGACGCGCGCGACACUUCCAGGGAAUCUAAGAAAAGCGGCGCCGCGUCCUCCGCGUCUCAGGGCGCAGCCAAAGAGCGUCUGUCCCUGUCCUACGGAGACAAGACCCCGGGCGCGCAGGGGCUGAAGAACCACGGGAACACCUGCUUCAUGAACGCCGUGGUCCAGUGUCUCAGCAACACCGACCUGCUGGCGGAGUAUCUGGGGCUGGGGCAGUACAGGACGGACGUGGGGGGGCAGAGGAGGGCGGUCAGCGCGGGGGACGGCGCCGCGGAGGACGCGCGGGGAGAAGUCACGGAGCGACUCGCGUCUCUGGUCCGCGCGCUGUGGACUCUGGAGUACACGCCCCAGCUGUCUGUGGAGUUCAAGAGCAUCGUGUCCAAGUACGCCUCACAGUUCCGGGGGAAUUCCCAGCACGACGCUCUGGAGUUCCUGCUCUGGGUCCUGGACAGAAUUCACGAGGACGCUAACCCUCGCCACAACAACAACAACAGCAGCGGCGGCGCCAGGGCCAAGAGCAACGCAAAGGGAUCCGGCUCUUUGGAGGAGUCGCUCCCACAGCAGCCGAGAGGACGACACAGCUUUGUGCAAGAACAUUUCCAGGCACAGUACAGGUCCUCUCUGACGUGUCCUCAUUGCCUUAAGCAGAGCAACACCUUCGACCCGUUCCUCUGCAUCUCUCUGCCCAUCCCGCUGCGCCAGACCAGGCCACUGUGUGUCACCCUCGUCUUCAGCACAAAGGGUCAGAGGUACGUGCGAGUGGGGCUGGCCGUGCCUUUGUUUGGGUCCAUCUCCAGCCUGAGGAGCAUGGUGGCCGAGGAGGGCGACCUCUCCCCCGAUCAGGUGAUUCUGGCGGAGCUGUACUCCACCGGGUUCCAGCGAUCCUUCUCAGACGACGACGACCUGACGGCCAUCGCUGACAGUGAUGUGGUCUACGCCUUUCAGGCUCCGCCCAUUUAUAACCGCUCUGGCUCCACAUCAGUCUCAGGGUUCCACCACAGCCUCCCGUCCUCGCCGUACUCCACUGACUCGGACGGACACAGGCUGCCUUCGACCGGAGCGGUGUCCUCGGAGUAUCUCAACCACAGCUCAGCCAGUAAAGUCCUGCUGCUCAUCUGUAACACGAGCGGGUGUGGUCAGCAGGCCGUCAGGUUCGGGCCGCCGUUCCUCAUGCGGGAGGACAGGAGCGUCUCGUGGGAGCAGCUGCAGCAGAGCAUCCUCAGCAAACUCUAUUAUCUGAUGCUGAACGGCUCCCAGGCUCAGAACGCCGGGCUUCUGUUCAAGAUCAGAGUUGUGGGCGGGUCUUCGUCGUACAGUUACCUUUCGCCGCAGGACAAUAAACCUCUGCUGCACCCGGCCGUCGACAGAGCCCUGAGGUUUUGCGGCCCCGGUGGACCUCCUCACGUCAAACUCGUCAUCGAAUGGGACUACAAGACGAAAGAAUGUUUGUUCGGGAGCAUCCAGGAGGAGGUGGUGAAGGAUGCGGAGAGCGUGAGGGCCCAGCAGCAGCAGCACCUGCAGCAGCACACCUGUACACUGGACGAGUGCUUCCAGCUCUACACCAAAGAAGAACAGUUGGCCCCAGACGACGCCUGGAAGUGUCCUCACUGUAAACAGCUGCAGCAGGGCAUGGUCAAGAUGAGUCUGUGGACGCUCCCCGACAUCCUCAUCCUCCACCUCAAACGCUUCCGACAGGUCGGCGAGAGGAGGAACAAACUGACCACCCAGGUGCAUUUCCCCCUGUGCGGGCUGGACAUGGCUCCUCACGUGGUCAAGAGGAGCCACAGCACCAAGAACCUCAACAACGGACCCUGGCCGUCGUCAUGGAGACAGAGCCAGCAGCCCGGCGACCUGACGCUGCCCCACGACUACCUGUACGACCUGUACGCCGUGUGCAACCACCACGGAGGAAUGCACGGCGGGCACUACACAGCUUACUGUCGAAACUCCGUGGACGGGCAGUGGUACAGCUACGACGACAGCAGCGUGGAUCUGGUCCCCGAGGAAGAGGUUUGCACGAGAGGAGCCUACAUCCUGUUCUACCAGAGACGGAACAACAUACCUCCAUGGUCGGCCAGCAGCUCCGUCAGAGGCUCUACAAGUUCCUCCAUGUCAGAUCACUGGCUGAUCCGUCUGAACGGGGACAGUAAGAGAGGAAGUCUUGUGUCCCGAUCGUCCACUGCCUGUCCGUCUUCCUUACCAGACUCUCCCGUGUCUCCAGUCUUCUCCGACAGCGACUCCAAGGAAGAACGAGGUGGAUUUGAGAAGAGGCCGUUUGUGCGUGGGCUCCAGGGUCGUAGCUUAAGUAUGAGAACCCCGAGCAAAACCAAGGACGCACUCAGCAAAGUUCUUCCUCUGCGUUGGUCCCUUGGCUCUAAAGACCGCCGAAAACCUGAGCCGACGCCCCCUUCAGUCCAAGACCCUGCACCGGUGGAGCUGGUCCAGUAUCUAGAAUCAGGGAGACGCCCAAAAUGCACAAAAGACCCCAUAGAAUCCCUGAUGACUGGACCCCCCAACGCAAGAGAAGGCGCUCAGGGGCAGGCUGCAGCGGUUCGGUCCUCCAGCGCGGCUAGCAUGAGCUGUUUGGCUAAAUCGAGGGAGGAUUUGGCGUCGGAGUCUCCACAGGUGCCACAGGGUCAGCGCAGGCCCUCUGAGAAAACAGGGAGUUUAAGACACUCCAAAAAAGAUCCACCCAGAGACGAGCCGACAGCCAUGAGCAGCAGUUAUAGUAGCAACACACUGACCAGAAGGAAGGACUCAAAGAAACACAACUCCUCCAAAGACGCUGAAAGCAGGAGGGGCAGCGCCGUACAACCCAGCUACAGCACUCCCAGCCUACACGACGGCACUUUGGGACGGAGCAAAGCCGAAAAAACAGACAAACGCAACGUAAACGAAGGACAUUCCAAAGCGAAAGGCGACGCAACCAAGAACCAAGAAGGGCUACUGUCUUUCCUUAAGGGUAAUUUGCUCAAGAAAGAUUCGAAAAAGUCCAAAGAUGUAGACUCUAGGAAGGCGGAGGAAGGAGGAGGUAGAGGGACUUUGUCUAGAUUGCCCUUGUCCAAUGGAGCGCCCGGAGGUGGGACCGUCGAUAAAUCCAGACCCAAAACUUCCAGCGCUACGGGAGGUGAGCUUGCGAACGGAAAACCAGGAAGGACAUCGGAGAUCAAACGUUCCCAAAGCUCCUCCAACAUUCCCACUAAAGCGGAGCAGAGCGUGAGGAGGACGGCGUCGCUCCACCGCAACGGGAUGACGUCCAGUGGCCACGCCCCCUCCCGCAGCCAAACCGCAGACAACAACAAGUCUUCAUACGGGACGCUCCAGAGAACUCGGUACAGCACAACCUCCCUGGGCAGGAAAAGGACAGUCCCAGAGUCGAGUUUUUAGUAACGUUAGCUUUGACCGCAUAUAGCCUUUACUUCAUCUUGUACAGGUGAAAGCAAUAGAUCGCAGAGGUGCACCUUUUUAUACGGCGCCAGCAGCUGAAGUUUUUCGGACUUUUGAAGGACAAACACAGGGAUCCACAGCAAGAAGCAGAAAGAACAGCGAAAACUAGAUACUUAAAGAGGGGGUAUGAU
Periophthalmus magnuspinnatus is the source of this 4030-nucleotide messenger RNA. It is a transcript of the gene usp43a, whose product is annotated as ubiquitin specific peptidase 43a. Gene Ontology annotation, biological process: protein deubiquitination. The transcript has 16 exons. Gene Ontology annotation, molecular function: cysteine-type deubiquitinase activity. NCBI's taxonomy places the organism in Eukaryota, Metazoa, Chordata, Actinopteri, Gobiiformes, Gobiidae. The coding region runs from base 216 to 3839 and encodes 1207 amino acids. The record is from RefSeq and is a predicted model, not a curated record.